AUGUCGUCGAAACCUACGGUCGUCAUCAUCGGGGCUGAGGUUGGGGGAUUGGCAUUUGCGAUUACACUCAAGCGCCGACUUGGCUUUGAACAAUUUACAAUAUUCGAGAAGGCGUCUGAAAUUGGAGGGACAUGGAGGGUGAGUACAGCGCAUAGUACGGAUUUUAAUGUCAUCUCACCAUCUAGACUUGCUAUCCAGGCUAAUAUAUACCCAGGAAGUUCAUCGGAUGUUCCUAUUCAUUGGUAUAGUCUCUCUACGGAACUGAGGCCUUCUUGGAAGAAGUCGCAUGGUUUACAGCCCGAGAUUCAAGCAUACUGGAUCGAACUUGCGGAGAAGCAUGACCUAUACUCUCAUAUCAUGCUAAGCACCAAGGUUGUUUCUGCAACUUGGGACCCGGCCAAGCAGCUAUACGAAGUACUGUACGAAGAAAUAGCAUCGGGAACUAGACAUUCCACCACAGCUCAUAUCGUCAUCUCGGCAGUCGGCAUCCUAGAAAUACCUAAAAUCCCUUACGAAAUCGAAGGUGUUUCUACUUUCAAAGGGGAAUCGUUCCACUCCGCAGAUUGGCGAAACGAUGUUGAGUUUCACAAUAAGCGUGUCGCCGUGGUCGGCAACGCGUCUUCUGCGGCUCAAUUUGUUCCCGCCAUAUCUGAGGACUCAACCACUGAAGUAGUCAAUUUUAUUCGUACACCCUCCUGGUUCAAUACACGACCCCAUAUACCCUACACAGAUACACAGAAAUGGGUUUUUGCUAAUGUUCCCUUUGCCAUGAAACUUCACCGUAGUUUAAUCGCAUUUGAGAUGGACGCCCCGGUUUUACUUCCUCGAAGUGAACGAGCACGAAAGGCUCGCGUUGAGAAUAUGACAAAGUAUAUUCUGGAUCAUACUCCCAGAAAAUACCACGACAAAAUCAUACCCACUUACCCCCCUGGUUGCAAACGGAUUAUCGCCGACAGUGGUUACCUGGCGAGUUUUUACCGUCCCAAUGUCAACCUGAACUUCGACGGUAUUGCAAAGAUACUGGAAAACGGAAUUCUGACGACGAAAGGCGAGGUAAUCCCCUUCGACGUUAUUAUCUAUGCAACUGGCUUCAUAGGUGAUAAUUAUCCAGUUGAUGUUCGAGGAAUGGAUGGGACAUCUAUUCGCGAGUACUACGAUAGAAUGGGCGGCCCCACAGCUUACCUUGGAACUGCGCUACCCGGCUUCCCAAAUUUCUAUAUGAUGACCGGUCCUAAUACUGGCACCCACGCGUCUACGCUUUUUGUUGAAGAAGUCCAGAUCGAUUACUGUCUACAGCUGAUCAAGCCUGUACUAGACGGUCUGGUAUCAUCAUUUCAAGUCACGUCUGAAGCGACAUAUAUCUAUAACAAACGACUAGAAAAGAGGCUCACUGAUUCCGUUUAUUCUCAAUGCUCUUCCUGGCAAAGGGUCGACGGAACUGGCAAGAUCUAUAAUCCAUUUCCGGGACCAACCUUCUUGUACUGGUGGUGGCUUCGUCAACCGAACUGGGAUCAUUAUAAAGCUGUAAACGCUGGACGCUGGUUAAGACAGCGGUACCUUCACAUGCUUUAUGGUACAAUCAAGGCGUUUGGACUAAUUGUCUGCUUAUGGGCCUAUCGGAUGCAGCGGCGCGCUCUUCUGAAGGUAUUAGAGACUUACUACAGAAAGCUCUUGACGAAAAUUCAGCCUAUUCUUCUUGGAGUCAAGCGCUAG
This is a messenger RNA of Serpula lacrymans var. lacrymans S7.9, 1713 nucleotides long. RefSeq lists its product as uncharacterized. The transcript has 14 exons. The record is from RefSeq and is a predicted model, not a curated record. The coding region runs from base 1 to 1713 and encodes 570 amino acids. Gene Ontology annotation, molecular function: flavin adenine dinucleotide binding; N,N-dimethylaniline monooxygenase activity; NADP binding. NCBI's taxonomy places the organism in Eukaryota, Fungi, Basidiomycota, Agaricomycetes, Boletales, Serpulaceae.